Acyrthosiphon pisum (pea aphid) is the source of this 2996-nucleotide messenger RNA. RefSeq lists its product as uncharacterized. Bases 2129 to 2548 code for a protein of 139 amino acids. NCBI's taxonomy places the organism in Eukaryota, Metazoa, Arthropoda, Insecta, Hemiptera, Aphididae. The record is from RefSeq and is a predicted model, not a curated record. The transcript has 3 exons.
GUGAAUGGACCGGAUCGAGCGAUUGUGGCCUUGAACACGGUCUCCAGGGGGGCGUGGCAUACAUGAAAUAGGGAAUGGUAAAUAAGCCGACCCCGCGUAGCGUAAUAUGCCGCCUAUGUUCCGGGAAACGUUUACAUAAACAGGUGACCUUAGGUCUGGUGCGCGGAAACGUUUCCAUGUUUUUUGGAGGUUCAGACUUCAGAUCAUAGGGAAACAAAACCACAAUCAGCUGAUCGAGUGUCGCUUCUAGAUUGUUCUAUGGUUUGACCACCUUGGAUCUCGGCGUCCACCGACUGCGAUACUAACUAUUCGAUUGUUCGAUGCAGCAUUCGAUUAUUUCGUCAUUCGAUAGACCGUAUAGGCAGUAUUAACACUAUUAGAUACGUAUUAGGUUUUGUGCCAUAAUAUGGCAUAUUUUACAUGACUGAAAUCGAUUGAAUUGAAAGUCGGUUAUCGAUUGUCAGUCGUUAAAAUAUAGCCGAUAGUGCCGAUAGGUAAAUAGACUUCAUGACGGACGCCGGCCAUGGAAAAUGAAUGAUGGUUACAGCUUACUACGUAGCGAGGUGUUUAUUUUUUUUUUGUGAAUAUAAAUGUGUCUUGAUAUGUUUCAAUUUACGUCGUCUUUUGCCUCUAUUAAUUUUGAAUUCAUUGUGACACACUGUCCUGUGUUGUUGGACUACCCAUCAUUAGCUAGGAAAUGAAUGUAAACAAAAUAACUUUUGUUUCGAUGUAAUUAUUUAUGGAUCUUGAAACUGAAAUGGAAAGUAAAUCUAAUAAGCAAUCUAAUUCUGGGAUUGUACACGCAUGUGAUGCAGAAGAAUAUGAUGAUGAGAAUGAAUAUUGUGUUAUUGUUAAUAAAGGAGGACAACAACUAUUACCUGCUGAUAUAAUGCUAUUAGUAAAAAAUAUAUGUGCUAUAGAUGAUGAACCAUAGGCAAUUGAAGAAGAUGAUGACUACAAUAAUUCAGAUGAUCCAAAAAUGUUACCACUAAAAACAGUUGGUGAAAAAAAAAUGGAAAAAUCUAGUUCAGUUUCUUUAAAAAAAUUUCCCAAACCACAAAGAAAAAGAAGUAAAAUGUCAUCUUAAAAAUAAUGAUAAUGAAAUGUACAUAAAUUCUGCAUUUGGUAAAAUAUUUGAAGAUAUUUUUGAUACAUAUAACGCCAUAAAUACAGGACAAUUAAAAGCAGAAGAGAAAUCUUAUUUAAGUAAGCAACUAAUUUUAAAUAAAAAUAUAAAUAAUGACCAGGACUUAGAUGAAACCAAUAAUAUUAUAUGGAAUGCUAUUAACAUAGCUAGUACAUCUUGUUCCACAUCCAUACCUGGCCCUUCAUGUUCAACCGACCUACCGGGUUCAUAUUGUUCUACACCUUUACCUGGCCCUUCAUGUUCAACCGACCUACCGGGUUCAUACUGUUCUACAUCUUUACCUGUCCCUUCAUGUUCAACCGACCUACCUGGUCCAUCUUGUUGUAGAUCCUUACUUGACACUUCAUGGUUAACCGCGUCACCUGGUCUAUCUUAUUCUUUAUCUAGCUUUUCAUGUUUGACUGAUUUACAGAGUCCAUCUUGUUCUACAUCUUUACCUUGCCCUUCAUGUUUAACCGACCUACCUGGUUCUUCUUGUUUUAGAUACUUACCAGGCUCAUAUAAUUCUAAACUUUCACCAAGUAAAUAAGAUGUAAUUUUUAACAAUUUAAAUAUUAAAAAAGGCAAUGGUAUGGUAAAUGUAAUUAAUACAAAUUGCAAUGAUCUUUUUAGACCAAUGGAAAUAGUUAAAACUAAUAAUGAUACAAACCAAGACUGUUCGAAAUUUCCAGAAUUAGUUAGCAAUGAUAAUUUAGGGAGUUUUGAAUGUUUUCAAGAUGACCCUGAUAUUGUAAGCCCUGAAAUUAUGUAUAAUAUUGAACUUAAUGAACAUUACAAAAAUAUGGAUCUAUUAGUUCAAAAAAUUACAAAUGCAACUUCCAAUCAACAAAAGAAACCAUAUUCAAUGAAUGUAGACAACUUCUGCCGAUCCCUGAAAUUGAACUUGAGCCCCGAAUAUUUACCGACGACAAAUGUUCAACAUUUUCAAAAGGCAUUUGUGAAUGGGAGUAUAAAAUUGAUCAUGAUAAUUGGGAAAAAAUAAUGUUAAAACGUGCAGGUAUAUUUACCGCUCAUGUUGGAUUUGAAGAAACAAAUAAAGAUACAUUGCUUACAUUAGCUGAUAUAACUACUCGUUAUAUAAAACGGAUAGCUGUUAUAAUGAAAAAGAAUUUUGAUCUCCAAAACAAUAGUUCUUUUUCGGAAAAAAUUGAUCUUAUUGAUAAUAGUCUUCAAGAAAUUGGUUUGAAAGGUGGCUUAAGGGAACUGGUCAAACAUUAUGAUAAUGAUGUAUUUGGUAGACGUAAAGCAGUUACAGAGAAGUGUAAAGAACUGCAAAAGAUUAUUAACCAGUUUGUUGAAGGCGUCAAAAAUUCACUUCAUGAUAAGACUGUUGAAGAAACCUCAACAAAUGAAGUUAUUACCAAGGACAGUUUUAUAGUUAAAGAAAAUAAAACAAGCUGAAUCGAAAUCUACAAUGAAAACAAAAAUCUUCUACUGAAGAAAAUGCUGAUAUUCAGUAAAUAGAACCUGUAGAUAUAAUAUAUUGAUAUUUUUACAAUACUAAAUUUUAUUUCAUGUUUGUUUUUUUCAUUGUAUUUCCAAGAUUUUUGGGAUUAUAGGUGAUUAAAUUAACUGAAAUUAUGUUUUUAAUCUUCUAACAUUAAUGCCACAUGUUAAAUAUCUACUUUAUCUAUCUAGUACUUUGUCUUUGAAUUCAAUUCAACCUUAUUCUCGGUGUUUUUCUUACAUACAUUUAUGGAUUGAAAUGUUUUUGAUUAGUAAUAAUUAUUGAUAAACUAGAAUUUUAAAAACUUAUCGAUAAACUGAGUUUUCAUGUAAGAGUAUUUCCUUAAAGAAUGUUUUAUUAUAUGUUACAAAUUAUUUUUCAAACUAAUGAAUAUAACAAAAU